CGUGGGCGGUCGAGCGGUCUCUUCUUUUUUUGCCCGCGUAGCUCGGCGGGCGGGGCGCCCGUCGCGCGCGGGAAGCUAAGCAGGCUCAGCCCCGGACAGCUUUCGGAUGGGAGACCGGAGCAGAGGCGUCGUCAUUUCCGCGUAGCUCGCGCGUGCUUGGCCUUUCUCCGCAGAGCACCUCGCCAAAGACUCCUCCCGAGUAAGGUGAUAUAGCCGUCCAGGAGUAUCAGAGGAGAGGGUCCCCCACCUCCUCCUGCAGGAAGGCUAUUUGUAAAUAAGACAAGUUCUCCGGAUGAUGUAGAAAGCGGAGUCAGCAUAAGGAUCCGCAAGUGAAGUUUCUUCACAUCAACUUGCCGGAAAAGCUUCAGUUAUUACUUUUGACUUUAGUAAUCCAGGAGAAUUGUCAGGAAAGUGGGGGAGAAACUCUAGGGCCUUUGAAUGCAAAGUGUGGCAAAUUCAGUAUAUUGCACAUGCAAAAUACACUGUGCCAUAGCUGUCAACUUUCCCCUUUUCUUGCGAGGAAUCCUAUUUGGAAUAAGGGAAUUUCCCUUAAAGAAAGGGAAACGUUGACAGCUAUGCACUGUGCUCCCAUCUUCUUUCUCAUUCCCUCCAUUCAUAAGGCAAAAUAACCACAUCCGAUGCCCUUUUAAAUGUGUUGUUGCUGGGCAGAUGAUUGGUUUGUUUCUGGUCUUAUUUUUAUUUGUAUUUUGUGGUUUUUAUAUUGUAAUUUUAUGUUGUGAGCUGCCCUGAGAUCUAUGGGUAUAGGGCAGGCUUCCUCAACCUCGGCCCUCCAGAUGUUUUGAGACUGCAAUUCCCAUCAUUCCUGACCACUGGUCCUGCUAGCUGGGGAUCAUGGGAGUUGUAGGCCAAAAACAUCUAACAAUAACUACCGCCUAAGAGCUUUCCGUGCGCUGCUCUGGUUCGCCGGAAGCGGCUUAGUCCUGCUGGCCACAUGACCCGGAAGCUGUAUGCCGGCUCCCUCGGCCAAUAAAGCGAGAUGAGCGCCGCAACCCUAGAGUCGGCCACGACUGGACCUAACAGUCAGGGGUUCAUUUACCUUUACCUAAGAGCUUUGGUUGAACUGUUUGACAUCCUUUUAAAACGUGGUUCUUUUUGGGGGGGGCGUGUUAUUGGGUAGCUGUUUUUAUUCUGAUUAUUAUAUAUGUUAUCAUUUCUGGGAACCGCCCUGAGACCUCUGGGUACAGGACAGUAUAUAAACUCAGUAAACAAUAAUAAGAGCUGACAAAGAGAAAGUAGGGCUGCAGUUCAGGUAACGAAACACACAGCACAUUGCUAAUAAUAAUAAUAAUAAUUUAUUUAUACCCCGCCCAUCUGGCUGGGUUUGCCCAGCCACUCUGGGUGGCUUCCAACAGAACAUUAAAAUACAAUUGUCUAUUAAACAUUAAAAGCUUCCCUAAACAGGGCUGCCUUCUGAUGUCUUCUAAAAGUCUGGUAGUAGUUGUUCUCUUUGACAUCUGGUGGGAGGGCGUUCCACGUUCCAUGUUUACUCAGUCCUAUUGAAUUCAAUGGGGCAUAUUCCCAGGUAAAUGUGGUUAGGACUGCAAUCUUAAUCUUAAUCUACUAAUCAUAUGGCCCUUCCCUGAUUACUUUCACAAAUGUGAAUAAAACUCUUGCAUUAUUUUAUGUUUAAGAGGCUAAGAGACAUUGUACUGCUUUUAUAAAAUGCCUUUAUCCAGCUCCAAGUCUUUAGGAGGUACUGUUCAAGCAGCUGUUAAUGACAACAAGGCGAUCUCUUUCCCUUCUCUGCUUUUUAAUGCCCAUUUCCUUCUCUCUCAUCCUCCCUCCAGACCCACCAGGAUGUCAAGCGCCAACCCCUCGGGUCACAAUUGGAACCGGAAGCCCAAAGCGGAGGAGGAAGAGGACGAUCCCUUUGACAAAAUGAUCUCCCGCACCGGCUGCGCCUCUUUCCACUAUGCGGUGCAGGAGUGCAUGGCUGAACACCAGGACUGGCGCAAGUGCCAGGAGCAGGUGAAGAGUUUCAAGGAUUGCAUGAUGGAACAUGAGAAGCAGAGGAUGGCCGAGCUGCUCAGAAGACAGAAACAGCAUCAAACCACAAGCUGACAAGAGCCAGCUUUGCACGAAGGGCAGUUCCCUUGCUUGGCGGAAGUAUUUAAAUAAUGGCAGUGGAGCACAGAGGUUGAGCCCUGGGAAACGGUUGCUGUGGGAGGUGGUUCAAAGAGAUGGCAAGCAACUGCAUGCAUUGCUCUUGCAGUAAUCCCCUGGCUAAAUUCUUCUGGUUUUUUAACAGAACAAGCAAUACUUACUUUCUUGCCAAAAAAUAAAAGGUGGAAUUUAUAUGUCAUCUUCAUUUUCU
Molecule: messenger RNA, 2335 nt
Organism: Podarcis lilfordi (Lilford's wall lizard)
Lineage: Eukaryota; Metazoa; Chordata; Lepidosauria; Squamata; Lacertidae
Source: the annotation of a GenBank genome assembly